Messenger RNA from Ogataea parapolymorpha DL-1, 765 nucleotides. RefSeq names its product U3 small nucleolar RNA-associated protein 11. The transcript has a single exon. Gene Ontology annotation, cellular component: nucleolus; small-subunit processome. The record is from RefSeq and is a predicted model, not a curated record. Bases 1 to 765 code for a protein of 254 amino acids. Lineage: Eukaryota; Fungi; Ascomycota; Pichiomycetes; Pichiales; Pichiaceae. Gene Ontology annotation, biological process: rRNA processing.
AUGGUGAAGCUAGUGCACAACGUACAGAAGAAACAGCAUAGAGAGCGGGCACAGCCGCAGGACAGGGCUCGAUUUGGGUUUCUGGAGAAGAAGAAGGACUAUCGGCUGCGUGCGGCAGACUAUCACAAAAAACAAGCCCAGCUGAAAAUUCUCAAACAGAAGGCCAAGCUGCGCAAUGACGACGAAUACUACCACUCUAUGACACGCAGAAAAACAGACAAAGACGGGAUCCUGAUAGCAGAACGUGAAAACGAGGUUCUCUCGAACGACGAGGUGUUGCUUCUCAAAACACAGGACGCCAAUUACUUGACCAUGACCAGACAGAGCGAGGCGCGCAAGAUCGAAAAGGAAAUGAAGCAUCUGGACAGCUUCAAGGGAGCCGGAUCACAUACAGUGUUUGUGGACUCCGAAGAGCAGAUGGAACAGUUUGAUCCGGUGCAGUAUUUUGACACAGACGCCAGUCUUUUGGGCAAAAGAGAAAAUCGACUGCGCAAGUCGCAGCUCAGCGGACUUGCCGACGGCGUCUCCGAUGGUGCCAUCGUGCCGGAACUGUCUCAAGACGGAUAUUUAAAGCACAAGCUCGAGCUCAAGAAGCUCAAGAAGCUGCGGCUGCUGGAGCAGCGCAUGGAGCGCGAGGAGAAGCUGAAAAGGCUGCAGGCGACGGUGGAACUGCAGAAACAGCUGAUGAAGAAGGGUGAGAAGAAGAAGGUGCAGACGAAAGACGGCAAAACAGUCUUCAAAUGGAAGAACGUGCGCAAGAGAUGA